Hemibagrus wyckioides is the source of this 6158-nucleotide messenger RNA. RefSeq names its product MON2 homolog, regulator of endosome-to-Golgi trafficking (gene mon2). The record is from RefSeq and is a predicted model, not a curated record. The transcript is spliced from 35 exons. Lineage: Eukaryota; Metazoa; Chordata; Actinopteri; Siluriformes; Bagridae. The coding region runs from base 366 to 5585 and encodes 1739 amino acids.
UCAGUAUUCACACAGGCAUUGUGGGAUCGGAAGCGUCGGUCUUACCAUGGAGAGAGCAGAAAACACCAAAGUUGAGAGCGAAAUUAGCAAAUAAAGCACCUGUCUUUAAAACCGGGGUCGUUACUGAUUAAUAAAGAUGAUAGUGACUACUAUGGCUGAUAUCAGGGGUUCUCGGUGAAGAGACAUGGAUGUCCGUUAUGUCAUCGAUUCUCGACACUGGGAGUAAGAAAAUUUGUGUCAAUGGACGUUUGUGCGCUGGAUCGUAGAGUUUCCGACGUAGAAGAUUUAGGCCAUUUUUAGGAAUUAGGAACUACAUUUCUUUUCGUUACGGUUUUGCUGAAAAAACAGAGAAAGGGGGUGGAAAAAUGUCGACGACCACGAGUCCCGAAGCGGUGAGGAAAUUGCUGGAUAACAUGCAGACGGAUCUGCGCUCUCUGUCCAUGGAAUGCAAGAAAAAAUUCCCUCCUGUGAAAGAGGCUGCAGAAUCCGGCAUUGUUAAGAUUAAGACGAUAGCUGCAAGAAACACGGACAUUCUUGCUGCUCUGAAAGAGAACAGCUCCGAGGUGGUGCAGCCAUUCCUGAUGGGCUGCGGAACCAAAGAGCCCAAAAUCACCCAGCUGUGUCUCGCUGCCAUCCAGAGACUCAUGUCCCAUGAGGUGGUGUCAGAGGCGGCAGCUGGAAACAUUAUUAAUAUGUUGUGGCAGCUGAUGGAGAAUGGCCUCGAGGAAUUAAAGCUCCUACAAACGGUUCUUGUACUGCUUACCACCAACACAGUAGUACAUGAUGAAGUCCUCUCAAAGGCCAUCGUGCUGUGCUUCCGUCUUCACUUCACUAAAGACAACAUCACCAACAACACGGCAGCAGCUACAGUCAGGCAGGUCGUCACCGUGGUGUUCGAAAGGAUGGUCGCCGAGGAUGAGAAAUAUAAAGGCAUGGCAGAGCAGCCUCCCGUUAUUCAAGCUAACAGUAACCGCAGGUCUGUGAGCACCCUCAGACCAAGUGCUAAAGAUGCCUACAUGCUAUUUCAGGAUUUGUGCCAGUUGGUGAACGCUGAUGCCCCCUACUGGUUGGUGGGAAUGACAGAGAUGACUCGGACAUUUGGGCUAGAACUUCUGGAGUCUGUUUUAAAUGAUUUCCCUGGAGUUUUUCUACAACACCAGGAGUUCAGCUUCCUGCUGAAGGAGCGUGUGUGUCCUCUGGUGAUCAAGCUUUUUUCACCCAACAUUAAGUUCCGCCAGGGCAGCAGCAGUAGCGCUGCAUCACCUGCCCCAGUGGAGAAACCCUAUUUUCCCAUUUGCAUGCGCCUGCUGCGGGUCGUCUCUGUACUGAUCAAACAUUUCUACAGCUUGCUGGUGACUGAGUGUGAGAUCUUCCUGUCUUUACUGGUGAAGUUCCUGGAUGGUGAGAAGCCUCAGUGGCUCCGAGCUGUGGCUGUGGAGUCAGUACACAGGCUUUGUGUGCAGCCAUAUUUACUGCGGUCUUUUUGCCAGUCCUAUGACAUGAAGCCGCACUCUACCAAAGUAUUCAGAGACAUCGUCAAUGCACUCGGUUCUUUCAUCCAAUCUCUUUUCAUUGUACCCAGCAUAGGAAAUGUCUCUGCUAACACACCCGCAGGUGGUUCAGUAUCGGGCCCCCAGGCUUCAGCUCAGGGAGGUCCAGGCACAACAGGUGGCCCUGGAGGUCUCAGCACCCAGGCUGCAUUCGAGUACCGUGGCAUGUGGAUCCCCCUAAUGAGCGUCAGCGUGCAGGGCAGCGCCAAGGCCACAUAUCUGGAGAUGUUGGAUAAAGUAGAACCACCUUCCAUCCCUGAGGGCUAUGCGAUGUCUGUGGCAUUUAGUGCCCUGCUCGACCUUGUACGAAGCAUCACCUCUAUUAUCGAGAAAGAAUUGGCCAAGGAGGAAGAGGAGGCUGCUGCCAGAGAAGAGGAGGAGCUUCGUGCCCCACCACAGAGUGAAGGGAAUCCUCAGGAUCCACAACCCCAACAGGUAUGGGAAGAGAUGGUGAGUGCGUGCUGGUGUGGUCUACUAGCAGCUCUUUCUCUUCUGCUAGAUGCAAGUACGGAUGAGACAGCCACAGAGAACAUCUUAAAGGCUGAAUUGACUAUGGCGUCUUUGUGUGGUCGUCUUGGCCUCGUGACCCCUCGAGAUGCCUUCAUCACUGCUAUCUGUAAAGCCUCUCUUCCCCCACAUUACGCUCUUACGGUACUCACCAGCAACGCAGCUAGCCUCUCCAACAAAACAUACUCUAUUCAAGGCCAGAAUGUGCAAAUCAUCAGUCCAUCCAGUGAGUCUCAUCAGCAGGUGGUGGCUGUGGGACAACCGCUUAGUGCACAACCCCAGGGCACUGUGGUGCUCACAGCCAAAAACAUCCAGUGUAUGCGGACUCUAUUGAAUCUAGCUCAUUGUCAUGGUGCUGUGUUGGGGACCUCUUGGCAGCUAGUACUUGCUACCCUGCAGCACCUGGUAUGGAUUUUGGGUCUGAAGCCGGGGGUCGGCGGAGCACUGAAGCCUGGGAGAGCAGUGGAGGGUCCCAGCACUGUUCUAACAACUGCUGUAAUGACAGACCUUCCAAUCAUCUCCAACAUCCUCUCCAGACUCUUUGAAAGCUCCCAGUAUCUGGAUGAUGUCUCUCUUCAUCAUCUGAUUAAUGCCUUGUGUUCCCUGUCCAUGGAAGCUAUGGAGAUGGCUUACGGCAAUAACAAGGAGCCAUCUCUGUUUGCAGUAGCUAAGCUGUUGGAGACGGGCCUGGUGAAUAUGGACCGCAUAGAAAUCUUAUGGAGACCUCUUACUGCACACCUUUUAGAGGUAUGCCAGCACCCUAACACACGUAUGAGGGAGUGGGGAGCUGAAGCAGUCACGUCUCUGAUCAAAGCUGGCCUUGCUUAUAAACAUGACCCCCCUCUUUCACAGAACCAGAGACUGCAGCUCUUGUUGCUGAACCCUCUGAAGGAGCUUUCAAAUAUCCUACACUCUGAUAUCAGGCAGAAGCAGCUUGAAUGUGUGCUGCAGAUUUUGCAGAGUCAAGGAGACAGCCUUGGCCCAGGAUGGCCUCUAGUGUUGGGGGUCAUCGGAGCCAUUCGCAAUGAUCAAGGUGAAUCCUUAAUCAGAACAGCUUUCCAGUGCCUGCAGCUGGUGGUGACAGACUUCCUUCCCACUAUGCCUUGCACGUGCCUCCAGAUUGUUGUUGAUGUAGCUGGCAGCUUUGGUCUUCAAAACCAGGAACUGAACAUUAGCCUGACCUCUAUAGGACUGUUGUGGAACAUCUCAGACUAUUUCUUCCAAAGAGGAGAGAAAAUUACAGAAGAGCUGGAGAGAGAGGAGGCCAUUCUGAUAAAACAGGCCCAUGAAAAAGGGGAGCCUCUGAACAGACCCUUCCAUCCUGCACCACCGUUUGACUGUCUGUGGUUGUGUCUUUAUGCCAAACUGGGAGAGCUGUGUGUGGAUCCUCGUCCAGCUGUCAGAAAAAGUGCAGGCCAAACAAUGUUUUCAACAAUCGCUGCUCAUGGAACCCUGCUACAGCAACCCACAUGGCACAUUGUAGUGUGGAAGGUGCUUUUUCACUUACUGGACUGCGUGAGGAAGUCGUCCACUACUGCCGAUAAGGAGAAGAUCGAAUCAGGGGGCGGAAACAUCCUUAUUCACCAUUCACGUGACACUGCAGAGAAGCAGUGGGCGGAGACUUGGGUCCUGACCUUGGCCGGCGUAGCACGAAUCUUCAACACAAGGAGAUACCUACUGCAGCAACUAGGUGAUUUCUUCAAAGCAUGGGAGGUGCUGUUGGACCACAUCCAGUCUGCAGCUCUCAGCAAAAAUAAUGAAGUCUCUCUGGCUGCUCUCAAGAGUUUUCAGGAAAUUCUCCAGCUAGUGACACCAGUUAAAGAUGUGGAAAAACCUGAUUCUUUGGGUUCCGUGGACCUUCCCCCUGUCCCCUUGGUGGACUCUCUCACAUCCUCAGGCCCUGGAAGACCCCUGACCCGUUCAGACUCUCUAGCAGAGCGUCUGGCUCAGCGUUACAAUUCCCAGCCUCAGCCUCCUCUUCCUGGGGAAGAGUUGGAUGAUUCUGCACUUUGGUGGUCAGCUUGGAGCACAUGGUACCGAAUGGGCACAGAGUGCACACGGCCUCCAAAUGGCAGUGCUGAUAAACUGGCAUUUGUGCCAAGUCAGCCCUUUCUGACAGCAUUGAUCCAGAUCUUCCCGGCUCUGUACCAGCACAUAGCAGGUGGCUUUAGCAUGGAGGAUUUGCGGAAGCUGGGCGUUAUUCUGCAUGGAGCAGUGUCAGUACCCAUCAGCUCAGACGCUUCACCGUUUAUUCUGCCUUCCUACACGGAGGCAGUGCUCACCAGUCUGCAGGAGGCUGUUCUCACUGCACUCGAUGUGUUACAGAAGGCAAUUUGUGUGGGCCCUGAGACCUUGCAGGUGAUGUACCCUGCCAUUUUUGAGCAGCUCCUGCAGUUUGUUGAGUUCUCCUGCAAGCCCCCACAAUAUGGCAAAAUGGAAACCAAGCAUGUGGCCAAUGCUAAGUAUAACCAGAUCCAACUGUUUGCACCGGCUGAGUGGGUUGCCUUAAACUAUGUGCCGUUUGCCGAGAGAUCUCUGGAGGUGGUAGUAGACCUGUAUCAUAAAACUGCUUGUCACAAAGCUGUUAUCACUGAGAAAGUCUUAGAGAGCAUCAUUAAGACCCUGAGGAUGCCGUUAGGACUGAAGUACGCAUGUCCUGCUGAAAGUACGUGGAAGCUUUCGGUCUCCUCUCUGCUCAAAGUUCUAUCCAUCGGCCUUCCAGUUGCCCGGCAACAUGCCUCCUCAGGCAAAUUUGACACCAUGUGGCCCGAGCUGGCGAAUGCCUUUGAGGACUUCCUCUUCACUAAAAGUACACCUCCGGAUAAUCUGUCCAUUCAAGAGUUCCAGAAAAAUGAAGCCAUCGAUGUUGAGGUGGUGCAGCUGAUCAGUACAGAGAUUUUGCCAUAUGCCAAUUUCCUCCCCAAAGAGUUUGUAGGUCAGGUCAUGACCAUGCUCAACAGAGGGUCCAUCCAUUCUCAGCCCUCUUCCUUUACAGAAGCAGAGAUUGAUAUCCGUAUGCGGGAAGAGUUCUCCAAGGUGUGCUUCGAGACACUGCUACAGUUCUCUUUCAGUAAUAAAGUGAGCACACCACAGGAAGGCUACAUCUCCCGCAUGGCCCUCUCAGUGCUGCUGCACAGAGCGCAGGACGUGUUGCGUCGAUACGUCGAAGACGAGAGGCUCAGCGGCCGUUGCCCCCUCCCCAGGCAACAAGUGACAGAAAUCAUUUUUGUCUUAAAAGCUGUUAGCACGCUCAUGGAUUCCCUCAAAAAGACACAGCCUGAGAACGUCAUGAUCUCUCUCUCUGUCUCUCUUUCUCUCUCUCUCUCUAUACCUCUUGUUCUGUGGCUUGCUUGUAUAUUGACAGUGGAUGGGAAUACCUGGGCUCAGGUGAUCGCUCUCUACCCCACACUGGUAGAAUGUAUCACUUGUUCGUCUCCUGAGGUCAGCUCUGCUCUGAAGGAGGCUCUGGGGCCUUUCAAAGACUUCAUGCGGCCACCAGCAGCCAAAGUGCAGAACGGCGAGUCAUGAUUCAUUACGUCCCACAAGCUUUUUAAUCCAACCAGAACCAUGAAUGUGACACACACACACACACACACAGACUUGUUUUUGCCCCAGCGCACAUUUUAUUGGCUGUUUUCAUGGAAACCAAGCGUCACUGUUCUCAGCUUCUUCUAACAGUAGUUGAAAUGACAUUAUAAUUGGAUGGCUGGACACAGUAAUAAUGCAUUUUUUGCUAUAUAACAUUUGCAGUGUUCAUGUUUUUUUCUUCUUGAUUUCCUCUUUACCCCCUCAAUUACCCCCCCCCCCAAGAAAGCCCUUUUCUCUACCAUGACAGGAGUUAAUAUACAAUGUGUGGUGAUAGUGUUAAUGAUGUAACAAAGAAUCAUGUAUUGAACAUUAAUGCUCUCAAACCGAAGAAUGGUUUUAGAAAAUACAAUGAUUAAUAAAAUUGGUCUUUUUGUGACAUUUUCUCAACUGCAAAAAAAAAAAAAAAAAAAAGAUUUUAUGCAAGAUCUGAUUGUAACAUUCCAUGUGCUCUCUAGUGAACUGGAGAAGGGAUGUAACCCUGUGUGUGUAAAAUAAAUGGUACAGUUCUAUGAA